Myxocyprinus asiaticus (Chinese sucker) is the source of this 2915-nucleotide messenger RNA. Its product is annotated as neural cell adhesion molecule 2-like. The transcript is spliced from 16 exons. The coding region runs from base 116 to 2227 and encodes 703 amino acids. Gene Ontology annotation, biological process: homophilic cell-cell adhesion; axon guidance; dendrite self-avoidance. Gene Ontology annotation, molecular function: cell-cell adhesion mediator activity. Gene Ontology annotation, cellular component: axon; plasma membrane. NCBI's taxonomy places the organism in Eukaryota, Metazoa, Chordata, Actinopteri, Cypriniformes, Catostomidae. The record is from RefSeq and is a predicted model, not a curated record.
UUUAGACAAAGAUUAUCCAGAUAAUGAGGUUCCUGUCUGUCUCUGUGGCGAGUCGCUCAUAGCAUAUAAACGAUGGGGAGCACGUUGCCUGUUAGAGUUCAGAAGAGGAGAACAGAUGUAUUCUAUCACAGACUUCUGCAAAGAGAUGACUGCAGCCAUGAUCAUACUGAGAUUGUGUGUGCUACUUCUGAUAUGUUCAAGAUUAACAGAUGCUAAGGUAGACAUCAUCACUAAUGGCCCAGAUGUGCUGAUCGGAACUGACGUUCUGCUUUUGUGCAAAGUUGAUGCAGAGGGAGAUAUCAUUUGGUUAAAGGAUGAAGAAGAAUGUGAAGAUCUUUAUUUAGUCAAGAAAGUGGAUGAGUCAUCAAGUAAACUGACCUUGAAGAAUGUUCAGUUAGGUGACAGUGGAGUCUACACCUGCAAGUUUGAUAAUGAUCACGGCACCAGGAAGAACAGCUAUCAAAUCUAUGUCUACCAGACACCGGACUUUGGCACCACGAGUACAUACCAUGAAUUCCUGGUGAACCAGACAGUGAAAGUUCCCUGCAUGGUGUCUGGGAAGCCUGAGGUGGAAGUCCAGUGGUAUCGGAACAAUCGCAUGGUGAAUGAUGAAGGCAGAGGUCAUCUCAAAAUAUUGUCAGAUAAAUCCCUGCAAAUUGUGGGAAUUCAGCAGGAAGACCGUGGAAACUACACCUGUGAAGGCAGGAUCAAAGGACGCCCCAUCUCAAAGACACUCCAAAUCUCUGUUGUUGUUAAUGAGCCACCGACUGUAUUGAUUCAUCAAGAGAGAAAGAGUGUUUUUGCUGGACCUAAUACCAGUGUGUCUAUAAUCUGCCAGGUCAAAGGAGAACCCACCCCAAAUAUUACAUGGAUAACCCCUUCACCAUUUGACAACUCCCGUUACAAAUACAACUCUGACAGAAGUGAGCUCAUCAUCUCUGCAGUGACCAGAAGUGAUUUUGGAGAGUAUGUUUGCACGGCAACCAAUAAGAUCGGGGAAAACAGCGCCAUAUUCAUUCUGGAUGUGUCAGAGCGUCCAACUGUAGUUUUGGAUAAAAGCAGGCUAACCAUUAUUCCGGGGGAAACUGCAUCUGUAGUCUGCAAUGCCACAGGACAUCCAUCUCCAACCACACAGUGGAUCAGAAAGAUAACCAAAGAGAAAAUGUCCAGGGUAGAGGGAUCUGAACUGAUUCUUGAAAAUGUGAUGCCCUCUGAUGGUGGCUUAUACUCCUGCAUAGCCAGCAACACAGCAGGAACAGCCACUGAGGACUUCCAGUUAAUAACCUGGCCUGGCACGCCUACUAAGUUCAGUGUGUCCCCGGGGCCCUCAUCUUCGGUCCUCAUCCAAAGUGUCUCAGUGCAGGACGGAGGGUCCCCUAUUGCCCAGUACAUCCUACAGUGGAAGAAACCAUCCGAAGACAACUGGAGUCAAAGCAUUGUCAAGCCCUCAUAUCCUCUGGUCAUUAAGGCCCUUGAGCCAUACACAGAGUACUUAGUCCGCUUUGCAGCCAAAAACACUCAUUAUCAGGGGAACUUCUCUGCCGAGAGAAAGGUUGUGACACUGUCCCAACGAGAACCCAACAACCCUGUUCUUUCUCUGAGUGAGAAAAAGCUGGAGAAGAAUUCUGUCUCCAUCCCUAUUAAACAGCAAAAUGACGGAGACUCUCCCAUUCUACACUACAUCGUACGCUACAGAGUGAACAAGGAGAAUGAGGAAUGGAAAGAGAAUGAAUUGCCUGGAAACUCAAGUAAAAUACACCUGCAUGGCCUCCAGUACAACUCUGACUAUCAGAUGGAAGUUUUUGCAGUAAAUCACAACGGUUCAUCCAGCCCCGACAAGGUUAACUUCACUGUCCCACAACCUGUUUAUCAGCCGAGUGUAGGGAAAGGUGGUGUGGUGGGCAUUGUCAUGGUCAUCUUCUUGGUGCUGAUGUUAUCAGUAGAUGCUUUCUGUUGCUACACCAACCACUGCGGCCUGCUCAAUUUUCUCGCUCGUAAACUGUUGGGACACAAAGUGGCAGAGUCUAAAGGCAUAGAUGAAGAGGCCAAUAAUUCCAGUGGGGAUGUGAAGCUGAGUGGAAUAGCGAUACCACAGGGCAGCAUCCCAAAACUUCAGGUACCCAGUGGGGCAGGGAAUGGCGUUCAUUCAGAGGUCACAUGUGACAAAGCGCCUCUUACCAAAUUCGAGAAAAAGCCAGAAUGUGCUGAUCCAACAGCAGAAGCCUAAGUGAAGAAAUGUAUCGUGUGAGGAAACUUCACACACAUCAUUUGCUUGUUAAAAAUUAUGCAGUCUAGAACAAAUAUACUGUAUAAACAGCAUGAAGACAACUGUUAUUCACAGGAAAACUCUCAAAUACAAUGUGAUGAAUGUUAUUACAAUACAUACUUUUUGAUCAGACUGCAGAGAAAUGUAUGUUGACCUCUUACAGUAAUAAUUAAAAAAAAAGAGGUGUAGUCUACUGCUUAAGAUCCAGCUCUGUAAAUAAAAGAAAAAUGCUGCUUAAGCUGAAUCCAAGUUCAACAAUGAGCAGAUAAAAACAGAAUGCAGCUAUUGCUCAAUCUAUCUCUUUACAAUUUGAUUUUGACAUUUCAUAGUUUUAUAUUACUGUCGUAAUGGGAGCAUAUUAUUUCUCCAGGGUAUCAAUAGUUAAUUUAUUGUGCAUUAACAUAUAUGCCUGUGUUAAUAAUUGUAUAAAGUACUGGUAAAUAUAACCAUUUAACAUUAUAUUUAUACAUUCGCUAAUAUUUUUGUAUUUUAUUUGUUUUUGCAAAGUUAUAUUUUCAAAUUAAUAUGUUGUUACAUAAAUACACCCAAGUAUGAUUUUUUGGGUCAAGGGACAGUAAAUGUGGAUGUAAAUACAGAUACAUGCAUAAAGAUGUACAUAUAUAUUUAUAGAUUUUUUUUUUUUUUUUUU